Molecule: messenger RNA, 1447 nt
Organism: Hemiscyllium ocellatum (epaulette shark)
Lineage: Eukaryota; Metazoa; Chordata; Chondrichthyes; Orectolobiformes; Hemiscylliidae
Product: gastrula zinc finger protein XlCGF9.1-like
Exons: 2
Coding region: 503-976 (157 amino acids)
Source: RefSeq, a predicted model, not a curated record
AAAUCCCUCCGUCUGGGCAAAUCCUGAGGCGGGAAAAUCUGUUCACUUGUUGCAACGGGAGUGAAUCCAGGGAGGGAGCAGAUCCUGUCAACUCAGAGUAUUUGAAAAUCUGAUGACUGAAGUUUCAAAAUCAACAGUUGAAGGGCUUAUGUCCGAAACAUUGACUCUCCUGCUCCUCGGAUGCUGCCUGACCUGCUGUUUUUCCAGCGCCACAAUUUUUGACUGACUCUCCAGCCUCUGCAGUCCUCACUUUAAUGUCAAUGUCUGACAGUCGCUCAAUCCAUCGGGACCACAACAAGUUUUGACUGUGAUUUCUGUGAGAGGGAUCAAUGCUGUUUGGUUCCUGUUUGAGGACAUUUUCAGCAUCAGGUGGGAUUGGACGAGAGACCCCACUGUUGCAGUGCAAUGUGUGUGGAGCCUGAAACAGUUAUACGGCCUGGGAAGGGGAUUUCACGGCAGGGAGGGGCUCUACACAUGUUUGUGUGCAGCUGAAGCUGUGGCCAUGGAGAAAUCUGAGGAAUCCUGCCCUGUGGAGAAACCGUGGAAGUGUGGCGACUGUGGGAAAGGCUUCUGUGUCCCGUCUGCCCUGGAGACUCAUCGAUGCAGUCACACCGGGGAGAGGCCAUUCCCCUGCCCAGAGUGCAGGAAGGCCUUCAGACAUUCCUCCCACCUGCUGGCCCACCAGUGGGGCCACACGGGGGAAAAACCCAUCAGCUGCCCCGAGAGCGGGAAGGCCUUCACAUUUUUCUCUGCCCUGUUGGCCCAACGGCGGAUCCACACAGGAGAGAGGCCGUUCAGCUGCCCUGAGUGUGGGAAGGCCUUCAGGUAUUCCACCACCCUGCGGACCCACUGGCGUUUCCACGCAGGGGGAAAGGCCGUUCAGCUGCUCCGAGUGCGGGAAGGCUUUUACCAACACCUCCACCCUGCUGAGGCACCAGUGGAUCCACACUGGGGAAAGGCCCUUCAGCUGCCCUGAGUGUGGGAAGGCCUUUACCCACGUCUCUGCCCUGAUGAGGCACCACUGGAUCCACACGGGGGAGAGGCCCUUUACCUGCUCUCAGUGAGGGAAGGCCUUCAGCAGUUCCUCCAACCUGCUGAUCCACCAGCGUGUCCACACGUGGGAGAGACCGUACAUCUGCCCUCAGUGCGGAAGGCCUUCACCUGCUCCUCCAACCUGCGGAGCCACCAGCGGAUCCACACCGGGGAGAGGCCCUUCUGCUGCUCCGAAUGCGGGAAGGGCUUCACCCGCUCCUCCAACCUGCAGAGCCACCAGCGAGUUCAUGUGCCAUCGCAGGGGGAUUGAAGGAGCGACGGCUGAGUCUCAUUAUCGACAGGCGAGGUGUGGUUUCUGCACUUUCACCCUGAGCUGUUCAAAAAGCAACUACUUUUUCUCUGCCUUUUUGAAGCUGUAACAAAGUUGGGUUGCAAUAAAGGUUACCUGAACUUA